Molecule: messenger RNA, 2398 nt
Organism: Lethenteron reissneri (Far Eastern brook lamprey)
Lineage: Eukaryota; Metazoa; Chordata; Hyperoartia; Petromyzontiformes; Petromyzontidae
Gene: TCTN1
Product: tectonic family member 1
Source: RefSeq, a predicted model, not a curated record
GCUCCGCAGGUCACGUGCCACGCACAAUCGUCAUGGCUGCCUCCAUCGUACGCAGCGUCUUUGCGCCGUCGCUGCUGUUGCUGCUGUCGCUGUCUCUCUGCUGUUUCGCGCAGACCACCACGACCCCCUCGACCCCCUCGACCCCCUCGACCCAAGCCACCCCAACGAGCACGGAGAUUCCGGGAAGCCAGACCACGGCCAAGGGCAUGAUUCCCUGCCUCUGCGACUUGAGUCAAGAUGGCUGCGAUGUCAGCUGCGGCUGUGACAACGACUGCACAGCCUAUGAACGCGAAGUAUUCACAUCAAGUCCACAAGACCGAUGGGCGCGUGUGUGUGUGCCGACCUCCACAUUCUUCAAACACAACACCCCCUACAGCCUCGACGACAGCCGGCCCAGCCUGGCCUGCAUCACCCACAACGACUUUUCGUGUCGAAACUUCUACCCGGUCAUGCGCAACAUCACGGAAUUCGACAAAGAAGUGUUGCAAAGCGGAGUGGGUACAGCGUUCAUGUGGGUGGAGAAGACACCAGAAGCUUGCACAACAAGACCAUACAGGGUGUGUGACCCUAUUGAGGUUGUGUUCGAGUCUAAUGUACGAACUCGUUUCUCUGUCCCUGUCCCCGUCUCUCCAACCGGAAUCUGUGGGCGUGGUGGCCCUGUGGGGUUUCGAAUGGACCGUUCAGUAUCGUGCCUGCGUUUGAUUAGUGACCUCAAAACGGCAUGCACAGAAAACUCUUUCCUUGACGGGAAAAUCUUCACCACCUUCAGUUUCCUCAAGGUUCUUCUGAAUGAAACUACUCUGCAUCAAGAAGUCGAUUUGGUCCCCGUCAUAUGGCAAGAUACACCCAAAAAUGUUAGUUGGACCUCGGACCACUGUGCAAAUGCAUUGAUAAAGGUUCAGUUCAACGUGCAGUAUAAUGCUGCCUCGGGCUACAUUGAUAACGUGACGGCAAUAAUAGACCAGGCGAACUUGACACCCAUCAACUCCUCCUUACUUCAGACAUUCACUGUCUCCUUCGUUUCGAAUGAGAGGAAUAUACCUACCAAGCGUAGUGGGAACCCAGGAUACCUUUGGGAUCAUCCACUGCUUGGCAUCUCAAACACUUCCACGCGAAUUCAAGUUCAUCUCCCGACUGACACGGACUGCGAUCGUCAGCGUCGGCCGGCUCUCUUUGGAGUGCAAACCUUAGCUGGAUGCACCCUCAGGCUGGACAAUCAAACGAACUGCAUGGAAAUACAGCGCCGUGUGUUGAACGCAUGGCUCGGUAACGGAAACCAAAGCUAUCCGGAGAACCUGACACAGUGGGGAGACGCGAUGGAUCUGAAAAUGGAGGCACCCUCUGUACCCAUCGUGGGAUUGGCCACACUUUUGGAGGGGUUGGAAUGCGACGCUCUCAAUUGUACGCUGACAUUGUCCGCAAAACUCGACGUGCUGUGGUCGCUGCACGGGUCCCUGGAAAACCCACAGAGGCGCGUGGUCGGGGCACGGAUCAUUCCAGGACGAACAAAACCAUGUAACAUCACACGGAGCGUGCCGCUGACGCUGUCGCUGUCGCUGAGCUUCACCGACGUGACCCCACCUCGUCCAGCCACACCGCCCACGGACGACUUCUUCCUGCCGUUCAUGCAGGGACGCACUUGAACGUGCGCGCACGUGUGUGGAGAGUGGUCCUGUCGUGGUUAGUGCACUUUGCUAAAUACUCGGCGGCCUGCGUCUGUUUACCAGCCACGGUUAACAUCGGUGGCCCAUUAUCUGAACUGAUUCUGGUCCUCGAGAAAAGCUGGUGCCGUGUGUAAACAUCAGCAUUACAGAGAGAAAUGCGACUCAGUGUAGUGCCGGUCACAGCAACUCAUUGUGCACUGUGCUGACCUGAAUAGGUUCUCGCUAACAGCACUCGUUCCUACUGGGUAAAUGGGGGUCCAUGCGUGUUCGUGUACACACCGUUGGCGUGUAAUGAUGCAGAUUUCAUCAGAGUUCUAACAUCAGUGGUGAGUGACAUCAGAACCAGUCCAGGACCUCCCCUAGGUCGACUUAGCCCGACCAGGAGCUGGCAUGUUGUCAACAUCAUCACUGGGGUAACAAGUGACCGGGUUAUGGAAAUGCCACCCCUCAGUAUGCCGUGCCAAUCUGAAUAGGCGCUUGCUAACAGCAUUUGCCCCACGAGUUUGGUGUGUUUGUAUGUGUGCAUGUCGAUAUGAGCAUGUCGAUAUGAGCACAUGCAUGUGUACCUAUGUCCCCCCCCCAUAUGUGCACACGCAUGUUCAUAUGCUUUUGUCUGAAUGCUCAAUUGCCUGUGAUUUUUAUGACAACUAUAUGUGAUGACACCACAGACUAUGCACAGCUGUCACCGUCACACAAGCCAUAUAUUGUCACAAUUAAACAUGAUUUUUACGCAA